Messenger RNA from Pomacea canaliculata, 6468 nucleotides. Its product is annotated as helicase with zinc finger domain 2-like. Lineage: Eukaryota; Metazoa; Mollusca; Gastropoda; Architaenioglossa; Ampullariidae. Gene Ontology annotation, molecular function: 5'-3' DNA helicase activity. Bases 4155 to 5627 code for a protein of 490 amino acids. The record is from RefSeq and is a predicted model, not a curated record. The transcript is spliced from 11 exons.
UGGACAUGAGACAGAUUCUGUGCAUUCAUACAAAACCAAGGAAUGUAAAAAACGAAAAUUCAAAAGCAAACGAAAUCAGUCACUCGUGGUCGAAAGAACUCAAAAAAUAAAAAAAAGUUCUCGAGAGAUCCACCUGUGUCUUAUAUGAAAGUUUCAUCACCGAUGGAAAAAGCGAAUGCACAUGCCAAUGAUUUUGAAGCGAGUAAUUUCAAGAAGGAAAAUGUGGUGUUCCCAGAAUUGGACGACACUUAUUUUUCCCCAGAAUCAUUCUCAGAUUUGAAACUACUAAAUAUUACUACAGAAACGAAGACUGGUAUGAAAUAUCGAUAAGAAAAUAUACACAUAACCAAAAUGAAGACGUGGAGAUAGAAAAUAUAAACAUCAGUCACAGUCAAAUGAAAACGUUCCAAAAAGAAAGAAGGGACUCACAAUUUUAUGAUGAUCUUAUGACGAACAGCGCUAGCCUUGACAAUCUAAUCAAACAAAACCCAAAGAAUUAUAAACGUUGUCAGUUAAAAAUCGAAUCUUCUCACAAGGCCACAGCCAUAGUUUUGGACACAUGUUCCUCAUUUUCUAAAAUAACAAUCAGCGGGAGGUCGAAAUGUGGGCAGACCUAUAAUGAUGAUGAGGUUGUCGUGCAGGUCUUGCGAGAGCCCCGACAGCCACCGGGUCUCCAAACAUCUUCAACUAACCACCAAAGCAGAUAUCAAAAUGAAGCCUAUGGUUGUGUUGUGGGGUGUACUUGUCCAAAAGGCCAGAUGUGAAAUUCCAGGUGUUGACAUGUACACUGGAUGACUUUGAAGGACACCUCAUGAGGCCUCUCUGUAAGACUAUUCCAAAAAUUCAUGUUCUGAACGAAACCGUCCGUUCACAAGCAUCCUGACGAGAGAAAGCAUCUCAUUGAGAUAAAAGGAAUACAAAACGGAAAAAUAACGCAUAAACGAUUCGUAAAGAUCGAUCCUGAUAAACGACAAGAUUAUGUGUUCAUAGUUGUCCUUCUUGCCUGGAGAAAAAGCGAAAUUUAUCCACUAGGGGCAGUUCUGGAUGCUUUCAUCACAGGACAAGAUUUUUCGAAUGGUCUGGAUGUUCUAGCUCUGAAGCACAGAUUACCCACGACUUUUCCCGAGGAAAGUAAUAACUGAAAUACAAAACAGUCUGGAAAACGCAGGACAGCGGAUUGUUGAUGGGCGAAAGGAUUUGACAAAGGAAAGGAUUUUCACAGUUGACCCACUAGCUUCCAAAGAUCUUGAUGAUGCUUUGAGCAUAAAGAAGAAGGCGAUUUUACAAUUGUUGGUGUGCACAUAGCUGAUGUGGCUGCGGCAGUUGCUGAGAGGUCAGCCAUUGACGAGAAGCGAGGAAACGAGGCAUGACUUUCUAUCCUUCCUGUCGUCGACCUCAUCCAAUGCUGCCCGAACCUCUGAGCUGUGGGACAUGUAGUCUUCUCCAGGCCAGGAGCGUCUUGCCAUUAGCGUUUUCUUCAAAUUUGACAAAGAAGGACAAUUUAAGGACGAAGCUGUCGUCGCGAAAUGAUAAAGUCUUGCAAACAAUUUUCAUACAAAGAUGUUCAAAGAAUUAUUUGCAACUGUGACGAAGAUAGCGAGGAGUCUGUCGAGAAGGAUGUCAUUCACCUACACAAGAUCUCAUCAAAGCUUCGAUAUCAGCGCCUUGAGAAUGGAGACCUAUCUAUACCCUUUGAAGAUCCUCGUCUUCAAGAUGUGGACGAAGAUAUGGAAAAUCCUGAGGCGCAUUCCCUUGUAGAGGAAUUCAUGAUUAUUACCAACAAAUAUAUCGCCAGACGCCUCAGUCAAAAUCCAAAGCUGUCUAGCUUACUGAUCCUUAGAACGCAGAAGCAGCCAGCAUCUGAGCAGCGGAAGGAGUGGUUUAGCAACGAAGGCGCCUUGGGACAUCUUGUAAUGAAGUUACAAGGGCAGAAAAUUAAUAAAAGCAUCCAGUUGUUGGCAUCCUGCAUGAAGGAACAGGAUGACCAGUACGUUAUUGUUCAGCGAAGUCUGUGGACGAAACUUUGCUAUUGUCUUCAAAAUGAUAAUAUCGAGGAAAUAAGAAAAAUAAUUUUUAUGGAUAAUGCUCAUUCCUUGCAGUGUCUGGCUCUGCAGCACUGGCUGGAAAUGAUGGAAACGGCAGAAUACAAGUGCGGUGACGGGCUCAGCAAGGAGAAUGCCCUCCAUUUUGGUCUCCAGGUAGAUCGCUACACGCAUUUACCUCCCCCAUCAGAUGCUACGUCGAUCUGCACGUGCAGCGCCUUGUGCAUGCCGACCUUGACGGAACCGACGUGAACUGUACUGUCAAAGAGGUCAUCCAGCUGUGCCAAGAAUUAAACACCAUUGCGGCUCGACAGAAAGCUUUCAGCAAAGAAUGUCAGGCUCUGGCGAUCGCUGAUACGCUUCGAUCAGGUCCUUUGAAUUUCAGAGCCUAUGUGGACGAGUUGAGCAGCGACAAGAUGGUCCUUCAUGUACCCUCUCUCCAAAAAGUCUCCAGCAGAAAGCAAGAGCUGCAUUUUAACUUGUUAGGGGCAGUGCAGCAACCAGAGGUCAUUGCCCCAGCAACAAAACGAGAGAAAGUGAAAGUUCACGUGAAACCAGCCGUCUACUGUGUCAGAUCUGAAGACAGAAAUGAACUGGACAAGCGCCGAAAGUACGGCGAUCUUUCCUCGCCAAAAAUUUCUCCUGAACCACGAUCAGUUUGGCGUGCUCGUCAAGCAGAAAGACUGGAGUUCGCUCGUGAAGAUGUUGUUGAACAACCAGAGAUCGGAGAGCGGAUGUCGACCUCUUAUUCCAGUGCCGUCUGUUGCAGCAACAAAGGGAGCCAGUCAUGUGACGUCAGAGAACAGUGAUGGAACUACUGCCAUGCACCCUCGUCUGUAUGAAAUGGAGUUUUCUCGAGGGCAAAUAGUUCAAGUUCAAAUGUCUGCAAAGGCAAUAAAGGCAUUCUAGCAGCACAAAUAGAAAUGGUGAGAUUUGCUCAAAACGUCCUCAUUUGCAUGUGUCAUUCGCGUGACCCAGUCUCUACUCUUUCGCGAACAUCAGUCCAAUGCACCAAAGGCAAGCGUUUCACAAAAUAUACAGAGUACAUGAGCACCUGGAUGCGACUGCUGGAAAUGGAGGCCGCAUAUGAGGCCGGAAGCAACGCUCCUGGGAUAAUUCUGGAAAACAUAACCGUCAAAAUAAAGCGAACAAAUAAUUCUAAGGGCCAAGUGAAUCAAACUGUCUUCUCGGGAACAUUUCAGCUUCCAACGGCGUUCUGCUACGAUAGAGGAAUUGAAUUUGCUGGAGUCAAGGCUUACAGUAUAAGGCCCGAGAACGACUUGAAAGGAAGCCGCUCUUGUCCUCUUGACUACCUGUGUCUGAGAUUUCACACGAAAUGUGCAUCUUCUACAGUUUCAAAAGUAAAGAACUCGGCGGCUCAUCCAAUCAUUGAUGUGGACUAUAGCUGGAUUGGACAUGGACUUAUAGUCAGCGUUAGCAGGACCAAAGGCAAUAAAUCUGAAGGUUCUAAGAGGGCUUAUAAAAAAGGUUGUAAUGGUUACGAAGACAAAGACGAUAUCUCUGUCGACUUCUUGCUCACCCACAACAGUCCCGAGCAGCCACCAGAACUCUUAACGACCAACGACAGCGCGGUUACCUUGGAAAUUUUGUUAAAGGGCGAGGCCGUCAGACGUGCCCAAGAGAUCUUAUGCAAACUAAAAGACGACGAUUGUGAAUUGGCAAGAGCCAUCGCCUACGACAAAUCACUUCCACAUCUAGAUGCUGAUCACCAUGCAUUUGGGACAGCGAAGAAAAACCAUGAUGUACAAUUGAAACCCAGUGAAAGCCUUCCUAAGAACAAUCCUCAGCAGCAAAAGGCAAUUCAUCUGGCAUUAACCAGCCCUUUGUCUGUCAUUCAAGGUCCACCAGGUACCGGAAAAACGUACACCGGAAUCAAGCUUGUUUACCUGUUCUGCAAAAUUAAUAAGGAAAUGGAGCAGAAACGGACAGGGAAAAAGAACGGUGCUAUAUUGCGGACCUUCAAAUAAGUCCGUGGACCACGUUGCCAAGCAAUUGAAGAAACAUUUGGGUGACAAGUGUCCAAAGCGUCUGAGGAUCUACGGCUCGGUCAUUGAAGAUAAAGAUUUUCCAGUUCCUAGGAAAUCACAUGGUAUGAGAUAUGCCAACCCUGAUUUGAAAAGUGAUAUAGACCUUCAGGAUAUUAGUCUUCACUUUAUCAUACGACAAGACGGAAAACCGUACGCAGAGGAAAUCAACAAAUACGACAGGAUUUUUCAGAAGAUCAAACAAUACUCAGCUGAAACAAUUACAAGGGAGGUCCUUGAAAAAUACCGCACACUGGUAAUCAAGGCUGGCAAGGAAGAAAUGAUUCACUAUGAUGUCAUCCUCACUACCUGCGCAGUGGGCGGAAGCCAGAUGUGUGUGGAGGGAGUACAAAACAGCGUUUUCCAGAUCAUUGUGGAUGAGAGCGCCAUGAUUCCAGAACCCUUCUGUCUGGUGCCCAUUGUGGCCCACAAGGCCAAGCAAGUGGUGCUCAUCGGCGACCACAAACAGCUGAGGCCUGUCAUCCAGUGCAAGGCAGCUGCUGAUCUGGGACUCGACCAGUCGCUGUUUGAGCGACUUUUUACACAGUACAGCAAGCAAAGCAUCUCUCUGAACUGGCAGUACAGAAUGCAUCCCGCGAUUAGCGAGUUUCCUUCCCAGGAAUUCUAUAACGGUCAACUUGAAACACGUCAGUCACCGUUGUGGACGGGCAGUCCUCUGCCAUUCUGGCCAUUGCUUAGAAAUGAACGUGUGCCUCACCUGUUUGUCGACGUUAGAGGGCAAGAAGAAAUGCUGACAGUCACCACGGAUGAAGGCAAUGAGAAGUCAAAGUCUAACAAACAGGAGGCCCGAAAAGUGGUAGACAUCUUUAAGUUCUUGAACACUGAACAUGGCGUUGACAUCAAAACUAUAAAAAUACUGACACAGUACAACGCCCAACGGAGCCUCAUCGAGAACGAGCUGAAGAAGCUUUGCGAUGACCAAUACGAUCCGAACAGGAAUCAGAUCAGUACGGUCGUCUCCAGUCAAGGAGGCGAAUGGGACUAUGUGAUUCUGAGCACUGUUCGCUCAUUGCCAGCACAUCAACUAGAGCAGAGACCUACACACGGUUGGUGCAUCCAGAACAUGGGGUUCAUCACGGACAAGAAUCAGAUCAACGUUGCCCUCACACGUGCCCGUCGUGGCCUCAUCAUCGUAGGAAACAAAGAGCUGCUAAAAUGUGACCAGUUCUGGGGUCGCCUCAUUGAACGGUAUGAGAAAAUGAGGUGCGUGAGAAGAGGCGAAGAAUUCCCUUACCCUCGUGUUGGAACUUUUAUCAUGGAAACGGUUGUUGACGCAGUGGUUAAAGCCCCUGUCACCAUGACAGAUUCGGGUGUCGUAUGUUCCUAUCUCCGCUUGGAAUUCUCUCCGUAUGUGCCAUCUGCUUACAGAGCUGACUGUCUAGAUACUCCGGUUUCCUCAAUGUUUGCUCCAAGUUUUCUGUGUAUAUGCAUAAUGGGUGUGCGCAUGUUCAUACCAUUUCUAAGUUGUCUGCUCUUAAAAAAAGUGUGUGAGCGGGUGAGCCUGAAUAUCAAACGCUGACAACUGUAUUAUUGCUGCAAAGUUUGCAAAAAGUGUUGGCGAUAAUCAAACCUUGAUCUCAGCAGAGUGUUUGCUUUGCUCAGGCAUUGUUCCAAAGAAAAUCCAUACACCAAAAUCCUAACCAAAACCCCAGCUUUAAACCACAAGGCUGUAUUUUACACACAUGCCAAGUAAACUAGUUAAAACAUGACUACACAACAGUAUUAUUAUUAUUAAGAUAGAUUUACAAUUUAUAAAAAUAUGAUGAGGAUUUUGUAUUAAGAUAUAUUUAUAGUUUUAUAAAGUGUUAUUUUUUUAUGGUUCUAUUUCUUUUUUUUUUUUGCAGAAUGUUUUAAAUCUUUUACCAUAUUUUUAUAUUACUAUGUAUGUCACUCCAUUCUUUUAGUACAUUUAUAAUCACAAAUUUGCAAGAGAGGGACAAAUCUGAAAUAAUAAUAAUUAAUUAAAUUAAUAUAUGAAUUUAUAAAGCGCUUCAUCUCACCAUUAGCGGUUCGCUCAAAGCGUUUUACAGAGAAGUAUAAACACACGUCGAUAUGGCGUUUGAGACCGUUAGACGAUGAAGAAAACAACAAUUUCGUACACACUCGGGAAACAGCCCAGAAUAAUUGGAAGCAAACGCAGUUAAAAGCACUGAUUAACAGUAUUCAGGUGAUUUCAGCAGACACCAAACAUGAUGAAAACCCAAAGGCACUACACGAAACAAAAGAAAAAGAACAGGAAGACUACUCCACUCCAGCCGGAAGACGAAGGGACAUCACUCUCAUCAUACUCUAUAUAUUACUUAUUUCGUUAUAUAUGUUUUCCACAUGUUGAACAUGUGUUGAUAGUUACAGUUUUGGUA